AUGGGGAGGAAGGAGCAGAGUGUGGAGACUGGCAAAGAAAGGGAAGCCAGUGUGGACCGAGGACAGAAGAGAGAUGGGGAGGAAGGAGCAGAGUGUGGAGACUGGCAAAGAAAGGGAAGCCAGUGUGGACCGAGGACAGAAGAGAGAUGGGGAGGAAGGAGCAGAGUGUGGGAGCGCAACCUUGAACACUACAGAAAGGCUGGGGAGGAUGGGAAUGAGGAGUCCACUGCAGAGAGGUCAUCAUUGACCUUUGCCAAGGCCUUUUCAGUGAGUGAUGGGAACAGUCUUUACACAGAGGCGGAGGAGGAGAUGCUCACUUUGGCCGCCCAUAUACUAAAAUUGGAGCGGUACAGAGAAGAUUAA
Molecule: messenger RNA, 363 nt
Organism: Rangifer tarandus platyrhynchus (Svalbard reindeer)
Lineage: Eukaryota; Metazoa; Chordata; Mammalia; Artiodactyla; Cervidae
Source: the annotation of a GenBank genome assembly